CCGACAGCUUUGUCGGAAACACGUACGCGUAAGCGAAGAAACGAUUCUAAAAACAGAAUAUGUAGAACGCACGAAAAUGUGAGUUACUGGAAACGAAAUUCCGAGAGACAGCGAAACGAAAUAGAAUCGAAAGGGCAAUGGAGAGGCAGAGACUUUGUUAGACGUAUAUCGUAUAGGGCCGAAGUGCAAAAAUACGAAGACCAAAAAAUAGGGGAGAACGUAGAAGUAGUGUUAACGGAAAAAGGUAGCGGAAUUCUGAUCGUUAACGUGCCCGAUCUACCUUAUAUAAUACGAACACAGUCUCAGGAUCGAUGAAUGGAGGUGUGCGUCCGCAGUGUGUCACGUUAUCGUAGAAGUACAUGUUACGGUCGAGUGGCGUAUCGGUCGCCGUACGUCGGUCGUUGUCGCCGCCAUUGUUUGCAUGGGCGAGCGAUCGAGUAUACACGAGCGUGAAAACGGGUCUAGCAGCGGCGAAGAACGAGGGAACGCAGAAGACGGACAACGAUACACGGUCGGACGGGGUCGUCGCGUUCGAAAGAUACCUGAAAAUUGAGAACCGGUUCGCGGGACGAGCUAUGAAAAGCGUCUGCAUUCCGCACGUUCGAGUGCGGCUUAUUGUCCCGAUCGUCCGAAGGGCAAAUCGGCGGCCGAGGGUUGCGGGAAUUGUGAACUGCGGUUAACGAAAGACACACCGAGAUUCGAUAGUUCUUCCCCCCCUCCCCCCUUCGACUAAUGUGGCCGUUUCGGGCAGCGAUGGUCACGGCGUUCGCGACGACAGAAAACGUGGAUCGUUGCUGUUCCGUGUGCUACGACGCUACCGAUGCAGCUUCGCCGAAGAGAUCGGACGCGAUUUGGUCGUUCCCUUGACCGGAUUACAGUCACAGUACCGAAGAAAGUUUCAGCGGUGAUGAACAAUACCGUGCGGUGCGCGAACGUGUGCGAUGCUUCGUUGAAGAACGGCCGCUUCUUCUCUAAGAAUGGGUACCCAACGAGAUAUUUUCUAAUACUGUGAUCACAACGGCCUCGAAUCACGCGUAGCUUUUUGUGCUGAUCGACUCGCGCGUGCUUUUACUUGAGAACAUUAUGUGAUACCUCGUCCAUCGGAAUCUCUGCACCCCUUCCUCGUCGCAGCGUUACAGAUCACAAACACACAAAGGAUGCUGGACCCUUCCUUUUCGCAUCGAGAAGGGAAUCUUGGCCCCGUGACGAUGCUGAUUCUUUUAAUUCUAUCGUUGACCGACGUACCUUCCGUGAAAGGUUCCUGCGAGUUUCCGGCGAGUUGGGCCGGCGAAUGGUACGAGCACAGCAAAGUGGUAUCGGUUACCGUGAACGCCACUUCUCUGGGUGAAAAAACGUGCGUGGAACGAUCUGCUGAUUCAUACAUCAUUUACGGGGACAAUUGCUACCACUGCCUAAUCGUCAACGACAGACACGAGAAUGUGAUACAGUUUCGCGAGGGAUACUGCCACCCGGCGCAAAUACCAUUGGAAGAUAUGUGCUCGACCAUCAAAUCGGACGAUACGCUUUUCUCGAUGUUCCGUGUGAAUUCCAAGCCGAUACCGUGCCCCUUCAGCGGGUCGUCGUUCACGUUCUCGUACGAUAAGGGCUACGGCGAGUGCUUGUCCCCUGUCAGCCUUGGGGAGAAGUGCACCGACGAGAGUAAAUUGCUCCUCAAGUACCAAGCUUGCCCGGACAUUACCAGGAGCGAAAGCAACACGGAAGAAUUGCAAUGCCUGGCGGUGUGGAACGAUGGCCGCAACAAGUACCUAGUUGGAACUUUGAAGGGAAGAAGCGUGUCCGGGGCUGAGAAAACCUACAGAUGCUUCUUGUACGAGGAGAAAACGCAUCAUCAGGGGAAGGUGAUCUAUCUACUGGCUCAAUCCGGCGAGCCUACCUGCAACGGCCUAACCACCGUUUCCGAGGGAUCGCCUACGAUCAAACUGACAAAAAUCGACAAGGAGCACAAUAAAUGUAAAUACCCCUCGUGGAUCACCGAGCAUCACGACUGGCAUUCGUUGGAUGGCACCAAGUUCUAUCACUUCACGAACAAGAACGCGACUCUGAAGGUGCGAGUACAAAACACGGAGGGGGACACGUCCCACGACGAGAAGAUCGUCUGCCAAAAUCUAGAGAAAUUCCACUCCGGCGACAGCGCGCAAGGGCACAAAGUACAAUUAAUUGCUCACGUAACCAGCGGCUGCGAUAUCGGUUACGUUUGCAUGAUAUUCCACAAACGGGAUCAACACAUUAUAGAGUUACAACAGUCGGAUCAAAAGGCCAUAAUGCCGGACGAGGCGUGCUCACUCUCGAAUACAUCCACCAUGCCGUACACCACGCUCAUCAGCUCGUCCCUGCGCCAGAGGAAGUGUCCGAACCAUGGGAGAUACACCAUGCUAGGAUUCGCUCCGUUCCAUUUGGCCGGCACGUCGACCCGCCGACAGCGUCGCAGCGAGAAACGUACGUCCAGAAUCGUCAAAAGAAGAACAUGGAACGAGGACCUGCAACAGGUGAAGACGCACGAUCAACUGCAACGGCAGCAUCAGCAACAGCAGGCACACCAUCAUCACCAUCAUCAUCAUCAGCACGGAGGGGAACAACAACAACAGCAGGAAGAAUACGGAGACGAGUGCAGCACCACCGAUGUCGAGAUAGGAUGCACCUCGUCGGAUCAGAGCGAGAUCGUUACCAGAAAAUCGUGUGGAAGCGAAGAAACGACGUACUAUUGCCAUGGAAGCUGGGAAGAGAAGGAUGCCUGGUACACGAUAGUGUCACGGAAAACCAGCCAGACCUCUCCCGGAUUCGGGCAGACGUACUGUUUGUCCAUGCGAUUGAAAGGCAACGCGGGAAAAUCGACGGGGACAAGUAAUAAAGCUAAACUGCCCGAUCAAGAAUUCUGGGUUACAAGAUUGGACCGCGUUUGCCACAGGGAACCAGCGGACGACGCGUGGACCUACUCCCUCAUGAAUCAAGGCGUUUGCGAGGACGCAACGAAGGCAGCUUCCAGUUUAGCGCCGUUCCUUCCUCUAUCGAAAGUCUUAUUUAUUAUAAUUGCUGGGAAUUGCGCGGCCUACAGGUAUUUGUUGAGAUGAUAUGCGUGUUCCAAGUGAGACAAAAGCGAUGCUCGAGGUGGUUCCGUUCCUCCGAACUGUUGCGCGAAACGAGCAAAGAAAAAGGCCGGCAAACCUCUUCGAGCUUUCGUGUUCCUCUUUUCGAAGAGGUCGAGACCGAGAUCGGGCGAACGGAUCGAGUCGAGCGACGCGAUUCGUUGAACAGAGCCGCGACGUUCGAUUGCGCGGUUGGCGGAGGAGCACGCGUUCCAUCGUUUCUCAUAUUUUCCUUCUUCCUUUUAUUUACAACUGGUUUCAACGGCAGCUCAUAGGUAAUUAUCGUUUAUUUCCAUCCAUCUUUGCUUCGCUUCCGUUCCGCGCUGGCCUAGCCCCUCGGCUUUUCUAUUCGCUUGUUCGGAGACUCCUUCACGCGGGACCGUGUGAAACCGUUAUUAGUCUUUCUUCGAUUGAUCGGACGUAUUAUUUCGUCACGGUCCUGCCGCAGCAUACUUUAAGGACGUACUUAGAUUUUACACGCGAGGACCGUCCGUUUCGACAGAGAAUUUUUUGAACGACGUUUAUAUGUAUAGCCCGUGCAUUUAUAAGUUUUCUAUAUUUGUAUCGUUUUCGAAAGCGUGUCGAGAACAGAGCGUUCUCUGUCGCGCCCAGAGGAACCGCAGACGUUAAAUGUAAGAGCGGAAAAUGCGAGCAACGAGGCACUAAUUUUUCGUGAGAGAUAACUUGCGAGUUUCUAAAGAGAAAGAAAGAGAGAGAGAGAGAGAGAGAGAGAACGUGUGAGAAUCAGCAUACCACCGAGCACCCGCGGCUUCUAUAGACACAAACAGGGCGCAACGAGUCAAGACCAGCUUGAUCGAUCGCGGGCAAGAUUCUACGACUAAGAGGUGUUCGAUUCGACUAACGCGUAACAAUUACAAUAAGAGAAAUCCUUCUUUUUACUUUUUAAUCGACUACACGUUGUACAUAAUAAUUUAAGCACUGUAUAAAGACUGUUUUUAAAGAGUAUAAGAUUUUCCACAAAUCGCGACGGAUCGUCAUCGAAGCGCGCGCCACCAGAUUUCACGCGCAAUCGUUCGAACGGACCGACGGAAAAUGGGGGGAAAAAAAAUGAAGAUUACGCUCGGCGUAAUAAUAAAAAAUAAGAUUAUCGCGUGGAUGGCCUUUGCGCGCGUGGAUGAGAAACUAGACCAAUUCUAGCCCAGAGACACCGAGUACAUCGAGUCGUUGACGGACAGCGAUGCGAUUCGUUUGAAACGUUCAACGGCAGAGAAACUAUCCUCGAAUCGCACUUGCCUGUUUCUUUGUUUGCAAGGCGUCCGGCCUGGCGAAUCGUGUUUCGCGAUCCUGUGGAGAAACGUGGCGUGUGUCCAGUAAAAAACACACCCUCGUCGCGCUCGCAGCAAACUUUAGUUUUGUAGCGACGAAAUUCGUCGAGAGAGGGGAGCACGCGAAUAAGCUGACGCGCGUCGGUCUAAUGUUCAUAGGAUAAUGGAACUUUUUAAGGACGGAGAUAAAUUUUUAUUUUUAUACGCAUAAACGCCAUCGUUCCUGGUUCAAUUUCCCGUUCGUUCAGACAUUCUCAGACUUUGCUUCUCCACCCCCGAGGAGAACAACCACCCACCCACCCCCUCGCCGCACUCGGCCGAUCAUUCUUUCCUCCCCACUGUAACACGCUCUCCCUCCCCUGCCUGUUUUAUACACUACACUUUGUUCCCGAUACAUGUUCGGAUACAUUUUGAUAAGACUACCGUGCGCCGCGUCCACUAGGAAUUUUUCAGUCGAUGAAUAGUUUAAAGAAAAAAAAGAAAAAAAAGGAAAAAAGAAGAAAGAAAAACGAGAGCAGGUUUCUAUGCGUCUCCGCGUCUUUGCGUGCCAGUUAAAAGGUACUUUGUAACACGCGAUUCUCGCGAUCGGAACGCUUCUUCUACAUCUUCAUCUUGUUUCAUUUGCCAACGAAACACGACUGCCCGCGUUUCACGCGAACUAAUCUUAAGGAUAAGAUAUAUUGCGCGCGUUGUCAUUUUUUAUUAGAUGUUCCUGGCGACGGAUCCUCCGCAUGCGACAAGUAAUAACGAACGUCUCGCGGACGGGGUGGCGGUCGCGUGCCGCUAAUUAUAGACGCGCGGCUCGGCGAGGGGUGCAGCAGCCCCGCGUCGAAACUCGCGUAUUUCCAAAACAACAACGGGGGGAAGAUCGUCGGAUAAAAAUGUCUCGACGCGAUGGAUAACCGAUUCGUUCGGUGGAUUUUCGCGAAACGCCGACACGCACGGACGAGAACGUGAGAGACGCGUAGAGACACGGGGACGGAUGCGAGUAGCGCGACCGUGAAUUCGUAUAACUGACCACGAACAAUUUUUUUACGAAUGUAUAACUAUACGUGUACGCGUGUUUGCGCUUUUGUACAUUUUGUAUAAUGAGUGCGUGUUUUGCCGAUCCUGGGAGUGCGUGCGUAAAGAAAAAUCGUGUGAUCAAAAGAGAGAGAGCGAGAGAGAGAAAAGAAACGAAAAAAAGAGAGAGAGAGAAAACUGCGCACAAUCGUGCGCGCUCGCGAUGCUCUAUUGUUUCUUUAACUAUUGUGAUGUUAACGCAACAACGACGAUCAUAACGACGACUGGCGACGAUAACGACAAAGAUGGUCUCUCGGUGAGACAAAGAUGUCCUACGAUUCGGAAUAAAAAUAGUAGCGUUUAAGAAUAUACACCCUGCGUUGCUGGCCUCGAGGGUCGCGCAGUACGCAACGAAAAACACGCGCAUCGAUCGCCGCCGAUCGAUCGAUCGAUCGAUGCGCGAAAUCCACGAGGGAGAAGCUCUGCGUGUUUGUUUUUUUUUUAUUAUCGGGACACGGCCGCGAGCCUCGUUUCGAAGUGAUAUCGUGCAGAGUCCCGACCGACCGUUUCUCAUCGUUCCUAAUCGACAGAUCGACGAAAGUCUGCGAGCUCCGGCGAGCAAGAUGAUAUACCUGCCGAGGCUGCGUCGAAAAGAUUAUUUCUCGUACGGUUCGUCAAGAAAAAAAAAAGAAUUGCUUCUCCCCACGGACGAGAAAGAAAAGAAAUAAAUAAAAAAUGAUAAGCGAUCGACGCGUCGCGCUACCGGUUCACCGCGAUGGCACUUCGAGAAACCGUGAACCGUCAGGGCCUUUUUACUCGAUCAACCGAACAAGCUCGGUGAAGAGAGUCUAGAGCGGCGUCGGUGUUUAGCGAUUCACCAGAACCAUGGAUCAAAUGUUGUGACCCAUAAGUAAAAGCUACACUGUGUGUAACGUUUAUUAUUAUAUUUUGAAUAUGACAAAAUACACAUUCAUGUACAGAAAA
This is a messenger RNA of Megalopta genalis, 6376 nucleotides long. RefSeq lists its product as uncharacterized. The record is from RefSeq and is a predicted model, not a curated record. Gene Ontology annotation, biological process: autophagosome-lysosome fusion. NCBI's taxonomy places the organism in Eukaryota, Metazoa, Arthropoda, Insecta, Hymenoptera, Halictidae.